Messenger RNA from Telopea speciosissima, 1076 nucleotides. RefSeq names its product DNA-3-methyladenine glycosylase. Bases 53 to 856 code for a protein of 267 amino acids. The transcript has 6 exons. The record is from RefSeq and is a predicted model, not a curated record. Lineage: Eukaryota; Viridiplantae; Streptophyta; Magnoliopsida; Proteales; Proteaceae. Gene Ontology annotation, biological process: base-excision repair. Gene Ontology annotation, molecular function: DNA binding; alkylbase DNA N-glycosylase activity.
UCCGCACCCCUCAACUCAACCGCCAGAAUCUGGUGCAGAGUUAAGAGAAAUAAUGAAAAGCCAACGGUUUAAGCGCGCCAUCAAGCCGAAGAAAACAUUCCCGGCAAACGACGACAAACUCGAAGACGAAGAACCAUUAAUGACUUCAACCUCAACUUCAAGGUCUAAGAAGUCCAUUAUUGUUAGAGCCAAAGUCAAACCCAAAUCCAAUCCCCAGCUUCUCCAUCCGGCUCUGGAAUCGUCCUUCGUUCUUGAGAAAGCGGCGAUAUUGAGCCCUGAUUUCUUCCAAAUCGAUGCCCUAGAUCUUGCACCCCGUCUCCUCGGCAAGUUCCUUCGGCGAGACGAUGUGGUUCUUCGGAUUACUGAGGUAGAGGCUUAUAGACCAAAUGACACUGCUUGCCAUGGUCGCUUUGGUAUCACAGCAAGAACAGCUCCUGUCUUUGGAUCAGGAGGGCAUGCUUAUGUUUAUCUUUGCUAUGGUCUCCAUACAAUGCUUAAUGUUGUAGCUGACAAGGAAGGGGUCGGUGCUGCAGUCUUGAUACGUUCUUGUGCUCCUGUCAUGGGGUUAGAGACCAUUCAACAGCGCCGUGGUCAGAAGACUGAUAAACCUGUCCUCCUUGCUGGGCCAGGGAAGGUUGGUCAAGCACUGGGGAUAUCAACAGAAUGGUCAAACCAUCCUCUUUACACUCCAGGUGGUCUUGAAAUUUCAGAUGGGCCAGAACCAGAGAAGGUGCUGGUUGGUCCACGAGUUGGCAUUGAAUAUGCUUCACCUGAGCAUGUUAGUGCUUUGUGGAGGUUUGCAAUUGCUGAUAACCCCUGGAUAAGUGCUCCUAAAAGUAAUCUUAGACCAGCUUAAUAUAAAAUUUCAAGGACUGAAGGAAUCCAUGGAUGGCAAUAGAGAAAAAGAAGAUAAAAAAGAGAAACCUAAACAUAUAGGUGACGAGGAAUGUGGAAAGAUGAACAGAAAAUAUGUAGAAAAGCUUACAAGUAUAUAGUCUUAUUAUUUAAUUUAAGACAUUUGGAAAUGAUUUGAGAAAUGAUCCUUUUGGAGUUGAGGAGGAUGGCUGUAUUAUUCA